AUGCAAAAAGACACUAAUGCGAUCUUGGAGACACUAGUUUGUACGGUUGAUUCGGAAUCUUGUAUGAAAGGUGUUUGUUCGAAGUGUAAGACCCGGGGCAUAGUUUAUGAAAAAAAUAACCGAGAAAGAAUUGUGCCACUACGUCAGUGGGUAAGGAAAAGCGAAGUUGUAGAAAAGGGAGGAAAAAAGAUAAAGAUUUCAAAAAAUGUCCCUGUUACCGAAAAUCACACUAUUCAAGAAGUUAUUCAAAUAUUUGAAAAUGAACUCAUGAAUUUCAGAACUCAUCUCUACAACAUCCAACAUCAAUACAAAGCAUACCGACAGUGUAUCGAUGGUCUUACUGGAACUGAAGUAGCUUUACAUAUAGAUUUUAGUGAGAACUAUGCCUCUAAGUACCAUUCUGAAGUUCAGUCUCACCAUUUUGGUUCUCGUAAUCAAGUUACCCUCAAUACAGCCGUGAUGUACAAUUAUUCUACUGAAACACAAUCAAUAGAAGUAACUUCAUACUCUACAGUGUCUUCUAAUCAGAACCAUGGACCUUCUGCGAUCUGGGCUCACCUGCACCCAAUUCUUUCUGAAGUAAAAAAUAAACAUCCUAUUGUAACAACGGUUCACUUUUUUUCUGAUGGACCUGCGACCCAGUAUAAGCAGAAGAUUAAUUUCUACCUAAUGGCAAAUAGGUUUUUCGAAAAUUACUAG
Messenger RNA from Parnassius apollo (apollo), 699 nucleotides. NCBI's taxonomy places the organism in Eukaryota, Metazoa, Arthropoda, Insecta, Lepidoptera, Papilionidae. The record is from the annotation of a GenBank genome assembly.